UGGAGGAGUGGGCUUCCAGCUGCAGUGAUGUACCCGUGGCAACAGAGACACCCCCAAUAAAGACUCCGUGCUGUUUGUCCUGCCAUACCAGCUGGUGAAUUUCACCACAGAUUUCACCUCGGACCUCGAGAGUAUUUCAGAGAUAGCAGUUGUUGGCCCCCCUGAACUCUUCAGGGUAGGUUACAAAUCCGUUGGCUCUGUGGCAACCAUGAACGUGGGCUGGGUCCGCUCUGAAAACAACCUGGCCCGACUCUUGCCCAUCUGCUUUGCUGUGAAUACCAAGAGUUUUCAAUCUGAGCCAAGAUGCGUGUGGCUGUACCAAAGAGAGAUGAAGACACUACCUGCUGGAACAGAGUUGACGUGUCAGGAGACAGAGAUGACUUUGGUGCUCCCUCUCAAAUCCCUGAGUGAAAUCAACCCAGAGGAGCUACAGCUCAACAGCCCCACCUGUCCCGUCAGCUACAACACCACACACCUGACUGCACGCAUCCCUUUGUCUGGCUGUGGCACCAAGACUGUGCAUGCUGGUUCAGAUCUGGUUUACACAAACACCUUGCAAAGUGUGCGUCCUUACACUAUGGUCAGCCGCAAACCCUCCCUCAUCUUCCCGCUAGCAUGCCGGAUUCCUAAAAAAGUGAAUGCUACGGGGCCACAUUACAAUAUGGACAUGCCAACAGAAAAGGAGGUUUUCGGUGAGAUCGGGGUUUGGAUAGAAAUGCAUUUUCCAGGAGAGGGAUCCCUGUCAAGAUUUACAAGAAUCCCCAGGUUCCGCACCCUUAAUAUGAUGUCGAGACGUCUGCGUCGAGAAGCAGAAUCCCAAUCAGAGAGAAACAGCACCAGCUCCACUGAUAACAGCACCUCCACCAGCUCCACUGAUAACAGCACCUCCACCAGCUCCACUGAUAACAGCACCUCCACCAGCUCCACUGAUAACAGCACCUCCACCAACUCUACUAAUAACAGCACCUCUACCGAUAACAGCUCAUCCACCAGCACUUCUAGCACUGGAUCCAUAGGUUCCAGGAUCAACAUGUUGGACCUCUAUGUGCUGUCCAAUUGCAGCAUUAGUCGAGCCGAGAUGUUAGUGAGCAAUUGUAUUGAAUCUGCGACAGAGGACUUUGCAAUAUCACACCCCAUUCUGGAGCAAGGGUGUACAUCUUCCAGCAGCACAUUAGAGAUUAUCACAACUCAAACCAAUUCCAGGAUUUACCGCCUUGAUAUGAGCACAAUUGAAACUCAAGGAUCAACGAUGUAUAUCCAGUGCACACUGAAUCUGUGCAUUUCCACCAUGCCCUCUGAAAAAUGUCCUGAUCUUUGUACUCGCUCCUUUAAUAGCAGAUCGGUAGUUAGCAGUUUGUAUACCAAAAGCUACACCGUUAAAUCAUCCCCCAUUAGCCUUGUGGUCACGACUGCUGCACCAACCACCACAACCAUCAAAAGUCCUACCACUACUAAAACUAUUGCACAAACUACUACCACUACGACCACUACAACGACCACUACCACCGCCACUACUACGACCACUACGGCAGCUGUUACCACAGCUUCUACGAACACUACAUGCUCAAAUGCUCCAGAACAGGCCUCAGCCUUGGUAGCAGGAGUAAUUUUAACAACUAUGAGCAUAUUCCUUCAAAAUAUCUGCCUUUACUGAACAUGCUGCUGGGUGAUAAUCUGUCAUAAUAUGAAUUAUAAAGAACAACACAUGUUUUAUGUACUGUACACCAGUCUACGUUUAUCCUUAUGCACCUUUUCAGAGUUGUUAUUGGCUACUGCUGCUCACAGAUCACAAAAAUUGAGAAUAAAAAUGUAGAUGGGUUAGAAAAACAUUUAUGAAAACUCAAAAGUAAUUUUACACUUAGACCCUCUGGGAUUAAGAUAUAAAUUGUGCAUUUUGUCUUACUCCUAAAAAACGUUUGAGACUGCCAAUUUGUGCAUACGGGUGUGUGAUGUGCGUCCCUAUUUAACUUUAAAAGGAAAUUAAUUGUUGGUUCUGCAUUAAACUGAGAUUCAUAUUUUAUGUUUUUAGGCCUAUAUUAGGAUAUUAGCUGCGACAAGCAGCUAGCUCGCUCUGUUUUUUUUUGAUGACUGACAAAAAAAAUCCCCUAGGUUGCUGAAAUGUGGUAUGGAGAAAGCUUUACAAUGACACAAAAUCUCAGUUUCAGUGGAAAACACUGAUUACGGGACUGGUGCUGAAACUCUAUGACAAACUGUAAUUAUUCAACAGAGAAAUGUGCUUAUUCUACUGUUUGUGUUAAAAUUAUAACCAAAUGAUUAAUAAGAAUUGUGAUAAUUACUUUAAUAAUUAUAUCAUGUUAAUAACACACAUAUAUUUAGAUUGUAUUAAUAAACCAGCGCCUCUUACA
Eleginops maclovinus (Patagonian blennie) is the source of this 2366-nucleotide messenger RNA. RefSeq lists its product as uncharacterized. The record is from RefSeq and is a predicted model, not a curated record. Bases 209 to 1654 code for a protein of 481 amino acids. The transcript is spliced from 9 exons. Lineage: Eukaryota; Metazoa; Chordata; Actinopteri; Perciformes; Eleginopidae.